Messenger RNA from Babjeviella inositovora NRRL Y-12698, 828 nucleotides. RefSeq lists its product as uncharacterized. NCBI's taxonomy places the organism in Eukaryota, Fungi, Ascomycota, Pichiomycetes, Serinales. The transcript has 3 exons. The record is from RefSeq and is a predicted model, not a curated record. Bases 1 to 828 code for a protein of 275 amino acids.
AUGUCUGUAUCCCAAGACCUUUUUCCGCUUCAGGAAAUAAACUCCAAGUACGCUGCCGGUGAUUCCGUUAUGUCUUUCGGUAACCACCCCAAGCUAGCGCAUUGCCCCGGUGGGGGGUUGGCCCUCCAUCAGGAUGGUGGGGCUGUUGGGUGUGGUGGCAAGAUCUGGAUUGCCGGUGAGUGUCUCUCUAGCUAUUUGUUGAAUAAUUACGAUAAGUUGUUUGAUGGGAAGACCGGGGAAUACUCCACCGGUGAAGAGUUUAACACCGCGCAUAUCGUCGAACUAGGCAGCGGUACAGGUUUGGUUGGCUUGGUUCUUGGGUUGGUAAAUGCAAAAUACAAUCCUGGCAUGAAAGUGUUUAUCACCGAUAUCGAUGACCUUGUCCCCCUUAUGCUGCAGAAUGUCAUGUUGAACCAUUUGGAAAACGAGGUUAUCCCAGCAGCCCUCUUAUGGGGUGAGCCUUUAGGUGGGCUUGUUGAGGAUAACCAGCUUGUGGAUGCGAAUACCCUCGAUGCGUUAACGCAGCUAGCAAGACAGCCCCCCAUGUAUAUCAAACACUUGAAAUUGGUCCUUGCUGCUGAUGUUGUCUAUUUAGAGCAAGCGUUUCCGCUAUUGGAAUCCACGUUGUUGCAGUUGACCGAUAUGAAUGAGGACUUGGAGAUCUUAAUGUGCUACCGUAAAAGACGGAAGCAGGACAAGAAAUUUUUUGCCAGGAUAGCAAAAAACUUCAACCGAAUCGACUUGAUGAACUUUAACGAGGAAGAGGAGGCGUACUAUCGGAAGUGUCGCGUUCAUUUAUUCAAGUUGGUGAGAAAGCCAAAGAAAUAG